This is a messenger RNA of Protobothrops mucrosquamatus (brown spotted pit viper), 1766 nucleotides long. RefSeq names its product SEC61 translocon alpha 1 subunit (gene SEC61A1). NCBI's taxonomy places the organism in Eukaryota, Metazoa, Chordata, Lepidosauria, Squamata, Viperidae. The transcript is spliced from 12 exons. Gene Ontology annotation, cellular component: Sec61 translocon complex; membrane. Gene Ontology annotation, biological process: SRP-dependent cotranslational protein targeting to membrane, translocation; post-translational protein targeting to membrane, translocation. Gene Ontology annotation, molecular function: transmembrane protein transporter activity; signal sequence receptor activity; ribosome binding. Bases 107 to 1537 code for a protein of 476 amino acids. The record is from RefSeq and is a predicted model, not a curated record.
GAAGCCGGAGGGUGGGGCUUCCAUUCAACUGACGUGUCUUUCUGAGGGGAGAACUGGAGUUUCUGCUGCCGCUUGGCCCUUCCUUUUCCGCGUUGAGGGCGCCGAGAUGGGGAUUAAAUUUCUUGAAGUAAUCAAGCCCUUCUGCGUUAUCUUGCCAGAAAUUCAAAAACCAGAAAGGAAGAUCCAGUUUAAAGAAAAGGUGCUAUGGACGGCUAUCACUCUCUUCAUCUUUUUGGUUUGCUGCCAGAUUCCCCUUUUUGGUAUUAUGUCAUCGGAUUCAGCUGAUCCCUUUUAUUGGAUAAGAGUAAUUCUGGCUUCCAACAGAGGUACACUGAUGGAGCUAGGCAUUUCUCCCAUUGUCACAUCUGGUCUCAUCAUGCAGUUGCUGGCUGGUGCCAAAAUAAUUGAAGUUGGGGAUACACCAAAAGACAGAGCUCUCUUCAAUGGGGCACAGAAAUUAUUUGGCAUGAUUAUUACUAUUGGACAAUCUAUUGUUUAUGUAAUGACUGGGAUGUAUGGAGACCCAUCAGAGAUGGGAGCAGGAAUCUGUCUCCUUAUCACCAUUCAGCUUUUUGUUGCUGGUUUGAUAGUUCUUCUGUUGGAUGAACUUCUGCAGAAAGGCUAUGGUCUUGGCUCUGGCAUUUCUCUCUUCAUUGCUACUAAUAUCUGUGAGACUAUUGUAUGGAAAGCGUUCAGCCCAACUACAGUGAACACUGGCCGAGGCAUGGAGUUUGAAGGCGCCAUCAUCGCCCUGUUCCAUCUGCUGGCUACUCGCACAGACAAAGUUAGAGCUCUCAGGGAAGCCUUCUAUCGGCAGAAUCUCCCCAAUCUUAUGAACUUGAUUUCCACCAUAUUUGUCUUUGCUGUUGUCAUUUACUUCCAGGGAUUUAGAGUGGACCUCCCUAUAAAAUCUGCCCGCUACCGUGGCCAGUACAAUACCUAUCCAAUCAAGUUAUUCUAUACCUCCAAUAUUCCCAUUAUCCUUCAGUCUGCAUUGGUUUCCAACUUGUACGUAAUUUCUCAGAUGCUCUCUGCUCGUUUUAGUGGCAACAUAUUGGUUAGCCUUCUGGGUACUUGGUCUGAUACAUCAACUGGAGGUCCUGCCCGUUCAUAUCCUGUUGGUGGCUUGUGUUAUUACUUGUCGCCUCCUGAGUCUUUUACAUCAGUUUUGGAUGAUCCUGUUCAUGCAGUUGUUUAUAUUGUGUUUAUGUUGGGUUCCUGUGCUUUCUUCUCCAAAACCUGGAUUGAAGUGUCCGGCUCAUCUGCAAAAGAUGUUGCUAAACAACUGAAAGAGCAACAGAUGGUUAUGAGGGGUCACAGGGAAACCUCCAUGGUUCAUGAACUGAACAGAUACAUUCCAACAGCUGCCGCUUUUGGUGGCCUCUGCAUUGGUGCCCUCUCUGUGCUGGCAGACUUCCUCGGAGCAAUAGGAUCGGGCACAGGAAUCUUGUUGGCUGUCACCAUCAUUUACCAAUACUUUGAAAUCUUUGUAAAAGAGCAGAGUGAAGUUGGCAGCAUGGGAGCACUUCUCUUCUAAAUGCAAUACUGAGUCAUGGACCUAGGGACUGGCGAAGAGUGUUUUUAAGUUUUUAAAAAAUCAGGUGAAAGAGAUUUAACAAUUACACAAAAACACAUGGGCGUACGGCAUUAAUAGAAACACUUCUUUUAAAUGUGUGAAUUUUUUUUUCUGAAGCACAUUCCUUCGGUUCAGACUUUAUUGGUAUUUAGUUGCUGUUUUAUAAAUAGCUGGAAAAUGUGUAAAAAAA